GUCGGGGGAAGUGAGGCAAGACUCUGUACCUUCGACAUCCAUCUCCUCAAUCCACAAGUUCAACACAAGAGACGCACCCUCGUUUCCAUACCCCCAGUAUUCACACCUACUUAGCCACCUUUAGCCACCCUCUGUUCAACCCCGUGGCCUAUUCUUCAACAUGUCUGUCACCACCAACACCGCCAACAACCCCCACCUCACCCGGUCCUACGUCCUCAAGGAUGUUAUUGAGGCACAGGACGUGUACGACUCUUGGGCCCCAACCUAUGACUCUGACCUGCGUGACCCGUCCCAGAACUACGUCGGCCCAGCGGCCGUCGCAAGCCUGGUGGCCAAGGCGCUGGGGACCCCAACCAUCAGCCCCGAGCUACGGAUCCUGGACGCCGGGUGCGGGACGGGCCUGGCGGGCGUCGAGCUCGCGCGGCUCGGGGCCAAGCACAUCGACGGUCGGGACCUGAGCCCGGGGAUGCUCGCCGUGGCCCGGCAGUCCGGGGCGUACGAGGGCCUGCAGACCACGGACCUCAACAAGCCGCUUGACGUCGCAGACGGCGCGUACGACGUCGUCGUGUGCGUCGGCACCUUCACCCACACGCACGUGGGCGCCGCGGCGCUGCGUGAGCUCGUCCGGGUCACCAAGCGCGACGGUGUCGUCGUCGCCACCGUGCUCGACGACAUCUGGGAGAGCCAGGGCUUCAAGGCCGAGGUGGCCGGGCUCGAGGCCGGCGGCAAGGCCAAGGUGCUGAGCUCCGAGUCCGGGGACUACAGGAAGGGUUGCGGGGUGACGGCAACCUUUGUCGUUCUCAGGGUCCUAUGAGUGCCUGACUUGGAUUCACCAUGAGCGUGAAGCGUGACAGUGAUUGCGUGUGACCUGGAUGAUGAUCAUGACGAUGACGACGACGGUGACGAUGAUGAUGAUGAUCACGUGAAGAAAAAGCGAAAAAGUGCCAUCGUGAGCUGCAAGUCGAGAAACACUGUGAUAUAACAAAAGACAACAUGGAAUGAUCGGGAUGCCUUCUUCUUCCGGAGUCCACUUACUGGAGCCCAAGCAAACACCGGAGCGCCGGCCAAAAACAAAUAAAAGUCAACUGCCGCACGCCUGUCAUCGUCCAUCAGACAGAGCCGUGUACAUGCAGAGCGUCUCUCUUGUCGUAUCGCUCUCCUCGCCGCCUUUUUGCGCCAUGAUAAUGCAAAUGAAGUGUCCUUGUCUAUGAUGAAGUUGUAGAGCGGGGUUUCUGGGGGCUGGAGAACUUACCAACGAUGCAUCCUCCGCACUUUUCUAGUUUCGUGGAGUCAUUCAUGUAAUUUCAACCAUUCAUGGUCUCGUGCCACUUUCCCCACCGCCAACUGGCACCUCUUUGGGGCUGCCACCAAUGUCACACCAUCAGCAGGUGCAAGGGCUGCGAGUAUCCCCAUGUGCAUCCAUCAAGCCUCGGGUGCUUAGGAAUAUUCGCCAAGCUUGCUGAACGCAUGACAUUCAGAUACUGAUGGAGACUUGAAACUUAGAAUGGGGUUGGGAGUGAGUGUAUCGGAUUACUUACUGUACUUGUCUAUCUAUAGGCAGUGACGACUUACGACAUGCCUUUGAAGUCCCAUUGGACUCGGUGGCACCGACCAACAAUACUAGUCCUAAGACUUGCCCAAAGAAUAACAGGCCUGUACAGUACG
Molecule: messenger RNA, 1665 nt
Organism: Diaporthe batatas
Lineage: Eukaryota; Fungi; Ascomycota; Sordariomycetes; Diaporthales; Diaporthaceae
Exons: 1
Coding region: 161-814 (217 amino acids)
Molecular function (GO): S-adenosylmethionine-dependent methyltransferase activity
Source: RefSeq, a predicted model, not a curated record